Bombyx mandarina (wild silkworm) is the source of this 4553-nucleotide messenger RNA. RefSeq names its product tetratricopeptide repeat protein 17. The record is from RefSeq and is a predicted model, not a curated record. Lineage: Eukaryota; Metazoa; Arthropoda; Insecta; Lepidoptera; Bombycidae.
UUGCCUUGCCUUGGUUUGUAUUAUUAAUAACAGUUGCAAAUGGCAAUAGCAAUGCUCUGAAAGCGUUGAGACGGUUUCAUAACAUAUUCGAAUAACAGUUCUAAAAUUGUGUGAAAUAAUUUGGUAUGUGUAUUGAAAACCGUGGUCGACGUUAUAUUAUGUGAAGCAGACCAGUGCUUUCAAUAUUUUCAAAAUGAACUACAUUAAGUUUUUAUGGUUAUUCGGUUUGUGUACCGUUCAUGCAACGACGAUUGCCACACACUGGAUGGUUACUGAAACGGGACUGAUACAACCUCGAGCUGACUCUCCAUUCAUAAUGGAACAUCCCAAUGAUCUAUUAGCAUUCUUAAAUCAAGACACGAGAUGGGAUAACAUCCACAACCUGUAUUAUGAUUUAUAUAACCGCCAACAAAUCAUUGAUCAGCUUUGGCUUGACAUUGAAAAGGGUACUGAAGUGACAACUAUACUCACUUCCAAUCAACACUGUGUUAGAGUGGGACAGCUGAAUAUUAUAGAUUGGUAUACAUCAUUCUUAGAAGAUGGCAAAUCGAAAGGAGUACCCGAUGAGGAUUUUUUACUUAGAGAGACUGAUUAUGGAGAUACCGAUGUACCUGAUUGUAAAAAGAUAUCUUCAUUGACAUUUAGCAUGUUUGCCUUUGAGCAUUUAGAGGGUUUGAAUCAAAGAGAGAAUUUAUCAAUUGAUCCUGAACUGUCACUCCCAGAACAAAUAACUCCCAUUAUGACUGUUGAUCCAUUUGGUCACUGGCUUGCAGCAAUGCUAAGGCGGAAUAACUCUUCCUGGCUUCAUUAUAACAUGGCUUCUCUAUAUUGGAGAGUAAAAGGAAAUGCACCUAAAGCUAUGGAGUGCAGCAGAAGAGCUGUUCAUUAUGCUCCUAGAAAGUAUAAAGACAUAGCUUUAUUGAGCAUGGGUACAAUACUUCACCGCAGCAAAAGGACCGAAGAUGCUAUAGUAGUUCUCAGAGCAGCUACUGAUCACGAUCCGACAUUCACAUACAAUCAUUUCUCUCUAGCCAAUGCCUAUGCUGUGUUCGGUGACUUCAAUAGUUCCUUAAAACAUUUCGCUGAGUGUCUCAAACUGAAUCCUACUUUUGAAUUGGCAGUGCGACAUAAAAUUGCAGUUUUAUGUCACCUUUAUGUGUCUGAUACAAUUGAAGAGUUAAAGGAAACCCUGCAAAAACUCCGCCAAGAGCUAACAGAAUAUGCAAGAAGAGAGAGUGAAUGGCUGAAAAGUCAAGCUGCGUUUUUGAGGACAAUGAAACAUGAAGAAGAAUUUGAUUACCGAAAUAUAGACAAUAAUUGUAAAAAGAUGACCAAUAUAACUGGUUUAAAAAUAAAAGAACUGAAACUACAAGGAGACAGAAACUCAUUGCUCCAAUAUUUCUUGGACAGUCCGAUGUACAAUGAUCAAUGGUUGAAGGAGAAAGGUGUACUCGCAAUAGAAUCGGCCGGGAAUCUCCAGAAACUGGUCAAACACAUCCGGCAGAAUUCGCCGAAGGAAGCAACACUGAAAAUCCGACCAGAGAAACUGAAAGUAGCUGAAGUGGAAGUAUUAAAAGAGAUUGGUCCAACACCUAUAUUCCCUGAUAUUUAUACAGAUAUGAAAGAAAAGACACUGAUUGAAGUUUUGGCUGCGGCAGAAUUUCGAAAGAACAACGAAAGAAAACCAGGUCAGAAUAAAAAAGAAAGUGAAACUUCUCCGUUCGAAACUGGUGUAAUGAUGUAUCCGCCUACAAUAAAAAUCAAUAGGAAUCAUCAAGAUUUCGACGUCGACGCUGAUUGGCCCUCAACGGAUUUUUGUAAAGAGAAUUCUCCAAACUUCCCCGAGAAUCUUGAGGCUAUAUAUCCGACGUUUAUGCCAUUUGAAAAUAAAGGAAUCAGGCUGAUGACUCUAUUGACGGAUAUGAUAGGAGUUCCGGCCUCCGUGGAGCAUGAGCUGCCUUGGCACCCCCCCACCUGCCCGCCGGAUAAGGAUAUCACACUAUUCACACAAAAGAAAGUCAAGCCUCAGUUCUCGAGCGAGGUGGCCGGCGUGGGCCCGCUGCGCCGCAAGCUGCACGAGUACGUCGCGGACGGAGACCUCGCCGCCGCGCAGCGCAUGCAGGACGCGGAGAUCGGACAGAGGAUAUACGCGGCCAUGCAGAAGAAACUAGCGCCGAAAUGGAUCCUGUACACGUUGUCAUCGCUGUACUGGCGCGUGCGAAGCAACAACAUAAACGCUUUACACUGCCUCCUCAACGCCGGCAGGACUGUCGAAAAUAAAUACAGAGAUAUAGUGUUGACUUCAGUAGCGUCGAUAUAUCUGGAGAUGGGGUACUUCGACGAGGCCUUCACCGUUGCCGAAGAAGCGUUCAGACUGAGUCUGUUUGAGCCAGCAACAAACUUUAUACUGGCAGAAUUGAAUAUGAUUAAUAAACAUCGGAAGACGCAUUUGAUUCACUUGAAGCAAGUUUUAAGAGUAGAACCCUCUUUUAUGGGAGGAAUCGUUCGGAAACUUUUGAUCGGAUGGGCUUGUAUACUAAAGCAAGUUAACACUGUGAACGAAGUGGAACUCGAGGAGGGUGAGGUUUGUUCUCGGGUCGAGACGGGAACGAACAUGGUCUGCGAAAAGGACGGCUCCAACUGUCAAAUGUCCAACGUUAAAUGCUUUAGUAGCCGUGAACGCGAGAGUGGGGGCGGCGCUAUGGUUAGAAUGUUAGAGCUAAAAGACGAAAACUCACAACGACCCGAUGUCGAACGCAUAGAGUCGGAUGUGUUCGAUCACGUGAUAAGGAACAUGCCCGCCGAGUCCUCCGAUAAGGUGGCCCAUUUAAAAAACUACGACGCCAUGCUGAGGACCAUGGACAAAUCAUUGAACGUCUGCGGGAAGGAUGGAUGUUAUUCUGAAAUCCAACUCGACAAUAUAUUACUAGAAGAAGAGGACUGUUCAAAUCAACAUUUGCAAUUGAGCUAUUGGUUGCACGUCAGUUUUAGACAGAUGCUAAGCGAAGCCGAUCUCGGGCUCGUGCAAGAGAUAACAGCGACUCCACCGGCCGGAAGAAAAGUUCCUGAUUGCAGAGCGCCCACUGUACAGGACUUCUUCAUAGACCGCAUGAUAACCGUGGACACGGCCGGUUGGGAACCGGUGUUCAGCCUAAUGCAUCAGCUCGCCGAGAUGUUCAACUUCUACGAUUAUACGACGCUCGGAUCCAAAAUCGCCAAAUACGUUGAAUCUCACCCGAGCUCGUGGUCGGCGCUGAUGUGGGCGGGGUGGUGGUGCGGGGCGGGGGGCCGCGGGCCGUGCGCCGCGCGCUGCCUGUGCGCCGCGCAUGCGCACGCGCCCGCGCACGCACACACGUACGCGCUCUCCGGGCUCGUCGCUCUGCUGCACAUGCAAUCGAAACAAAAGGACGCUAAAGAUAUAUCGUAUCUGGCUUUGUACUCUUCGCCUAAAAGUAAAAAUGAAGCGUUUUUGGUGGCCUUGUCUCAUACUUUACUGGUCGAGUACGACAGAGCGAUAUGGAUGUACCGGUACGCCCUCUCAUUCGACGACAAGUUCCUUCCGGCGAGCGCGUGUCUGCACGCCACCAUGUGCCUCAUGAUAUUCGGCGACGCCAAACAACGGAACAAGGAAAACUGAACCCUAUCGCUCACAUCCUAAGUUAUAUAAUGUAUUUAUCGACGUUUUACUACUUACCACUUUACUACCUACUUUACCUCUACGAAACAUAAUUCGAUCUUUAAUGUUUGAGAUAUUAUGUGACUCACAUGAAAUCAUUGUUAGGUGUCUGAAUCUGUGUUAAAUCUGUGACAUUUACAAAACAGACCGGUUCGUUUGAGACGGGAUAUCGAGACAUAUGUUUAUUAAACUAACAAUUACCGGACAAAUGCAUUGAAAGAAAUUAUUAAUUUUAUAUUUAUGUAUGUGUAUUGCUAUUGACAUUCAUUGAUAAAUUUCCCGUCUUUUUUUUAAAUGGCAACACUGAAUCGUUAACAUUCUAAAAAAAAAUUCGACGCAGGUUAACAAAUAAAAAUUGGCUGUUUAUUGAUGGCCAAUUCACAAAUUUACAUUGUAUUUUGACAGAAUCGAUUUUCGUGUAGCCAGCCUAACCAGAUUAACUGUAAAUCAAAAUGAAAUAUAAUUAAAAAAAAUAUUUAGAGCGUACAUAAUCUCUUGAACUUUUUAAAUAUGUAUUUAUGUCGUAUUCAUUAUUAUGGAAUUAGGAUAUGACAUAAUUAUACCAUUCCAUGAUUCAUUAUUAUGAAAUUAGGAUAUGACAUAAUUAUACCAUUCCAUGUGUUUUCCGAACUUCGCCGUGUUUGUUCGUAGCACAGUCUAUUUAAAUGAAUUGUUUACAUAAAAAUGUGAUUUGAUAUUUGCAAAGAGGUGUCCCUCUGGGUGCUGGAAUUACAGUGUAUCAGUGUGACAAGGAUAUAAUUGAAUGUGGGUAACACUUGUCAUGUGACUUACUGGUAUAAUUACUGGACGUAGGACCUCUUGUAAGUCCGCGCGGGUAGGUAUUACCGUCCUGCCUAUUUCUGCCGUGAAGCAGUAA